Messenger RNA from Branchiostoma belcheri (Belcher's lancelet), 1546 nucleotides. RefSeq names its product protein ADP-ribosylarginine hydrolase-like. Gene Ontology annotation, biological process: protein de-ADP-ribosylation. The record is from RefSeq and is a predicted model, not a curated record. Bases 92 to 1252 code for a protein of 386 amino acids. The transcript has 12 exons. Lineage: Eukaryota; Metazoa; Chordata; Leptocardii; Amphioxiformes; Branchiostomatidae. Gene Ontology annotation, molecular function: ADP-ribosylarginine-[protein] hydrolase activity; magnesium ion binding.
UCUUCGGCAAUGAGGGAGUAACCAAAACAGCACACACGUCAGACGUGACUUGCGGCUACUUCGAGCAGAAUGACGCCAUAAACGACCGCGAAUGCAGUCCCAGUGCUUCCUGAGACUCACCUCUACAGUAUAUCACAAGUUGAGCGCAAGGAAUCUUCGUGUUUUUGCGGUACAAGCCAUGGAGCCAGUGACAGUGGACCACUACCGUAGUGCGAUGGUGCUGAGUGGAGUGGGAGAUGCUCUCGGCUAUAAAAAUGGGGACUGGGAGUUCUGCCACUCUGGACCAGCCAUCCUGGAGGAACUACACAAGAUGGGAGGGCUGGAUAAGGUCAAGGUCAAGUGUCCAGGUUGGAUGGUGAGUGAUGAUACUGUUAUGCAUCUGGCCACAGCUGAGGCACUGAUGGAGUCUGGUGAGAAGGACCGUCCGACCCUGUUCCUGAGUCUGGCCAAACAUUACAAGGAGAGCAUGAGGGACAUGGCUGGCCGGGCAGCAGGGGCAACCUGCUCAGCAAGCUGCUACAAGCUCAGACCUCUCCGACCGGAUGGUUACAUCAUUCCCUUCAAUUCAAGGGGUGGUGGCUGUGGUGCUGCUAUGAGAGCCAUGUGUAUCGGCCUGAGGUACCCACGCCCAGAGGAGGUUGACUCUCUGAUCGCCGUGUCUGUUGAGAGUGGUCGGAUGACUCAUCACCACCCUACAGGUUACCUGGGGUCGCUGGCAGCGGCUCUGUUUGCUGCCUACGCUGUGCAGCGCAAGCCUGUGCGAGAGUGGGGGUCAGGGCUGAUGUCACUCCUGCCUCGGGCUCAGCAGUACAUCCGGGACUCCGGCAGGCACGUACAGGAAAACCUGGACGCAUGGCCCUACUUCACAGAAAAGUGGCAGGCAUACCUGGAAAAGCGGGGGAUCUCGGAUGGAACAUCCGACCCUACGUUCCCAGAGGAGUACGGACCCUCCGAGAGGGACACCUUCUACAAGACCCUGAGUUUCUCUGGCUGGGCGGGGUCUAGCGGCCACGAUGCUCCAAUGAUCGCGUACGAUGCACUCUUGUCUUCGGGGGAUUCUUGGGAAGAACUCUGCAAAAGAUCCAUGUUCCAUGCGGGUGACAGUGACUCCACCGGCGUCAUUGCUGCCUGCUGCUGGGGCGCCAUGUAUGGUUACAAGGGAGUGCACCAAAACAACUACAAGAAAUUAGAGUACCGCUCAAGAUUGGAAAAGGCUGCAGAAGAGCUCUACAACCUCAGCCACUCCUCAUAGCCAACAUAGCCAGUACACUGGAGGCUGAAGAAUAUAAUAUUUGUACACAUUUUGUACUCAUAUAUGCAUAGUUUGACUAGAAAUGAUUGGUGUUUCUAAUUAGUUGCACAAGUGUAUUUCUGUAUAUACUGAUGUGUUUGAUCUUUUGGGACUUUGCUUAUCCUUAAUGAUGUAGUGCACUUAUACGUCUUGAUGCAAAAAAGUUCAUGGAAUAAAUAAAAUAGUUACAAGCUUGCUAAAGCUGUCUGAGGUUUGAUAUUCUUUUAACUUUGAAUUGAGUGUUGAGAUUCAUUA